AUGGGACUUACCAGUAAUACAGGAUUGUUGGCGAGUACAACGCCUAAACCUGUAACUGUUAGGCAAAAGAGUACCGUGGACUUACGAUGCGAAGUAACGCCUGCACCAUUUAUGCUACGGCCUUACGCGGCGCUGUACAACCCAUUUGCACAUAACUGCUCGGUGCUGUGCAAUCAUCCUGCUGAUACUGAGGCUAAAGAAUAUGUUAAACGAGCGAAAGAUUGGUUGCAAGAAGGCAAAUCUCGUUUAUUUCAAGAGGACCUCUCCAGAUUUCAAGAUGGAGACAAAGAGAAAAUUCGAACACCACAUGAUAUUGUUACCGAAGAUAUGUUUAGAAGAUACACUGAAACAGACUCCAGACCACUCACCCCAGCUCCGACCCUCGCCAGUGGCAAGUCUAGAGGUUCCCGCAGAUGUCUCACACCAGACCAACCUCAUCAUAGAACUGCUAUUGUUCUAGAUUUGAGGCGAAGUCAUAGUCAAGAAACUCUUUACUACCACGGCUAUACGACUUCAGACAUCACAGGUGGCCCCAAUACAAGCCCAACCAACGACCGUUCGACUCUACCCUCAUUGAAUCUCUCCGACGGCGCUCACAACCGCCUCAUCAAAGGCCAGUGCGAACAGCUACCUCCACUGGCGUCACCACUUGUGCUCGCGACAAGGACCCUUCCUGUGAAGGAACCGCUGAGUGUUAGGACUGCGAGAAGGAAUCAACUCAAAGCGCUGAACAUCAGCAAGACAGUGAAGAAACAAAAUAAACUCGAGGUUCCACCAUCACAACGAUCUAAAACUGAAAAAGAAGCUGAAACAAACGACGAUACUCUGAAUGUUGAUGAAGAAGCUGGUGGCGAAGGUCGGCGUCGUGGUAAAAGAAGGCGCAAGGGUCGUGCGGGCGGCAGUGAUAGACUUACUUCAGCUGGACUGGCUGCACAAUCACAACAAGACCCUGAAACUCAGAUUGCAGGCAUUGGAGGGGAUUCCCAAAACCCUAGUUCAAGAGGUUCGGUGGCAUUAGCAAAAGAAGACGAUGACAUUGUGUUGCCCGUGAUAAAACUCAAUGUGCCCAAGAAAACUGACUCAUUUCUGGACGAUGAUAUUCUCAAGUACCUGCAUAGAGAAGUAGAUGAGGAAGCUAUUGAAACUGAGUUUGACGUCAAGCGCCGGUACGUUCUCGAAGAAGCGAUGCGCACUCGUCCGACGCGUACCUAUGGCCAAGAGAUGCAAGCGUUACUCCGGGAGCUGAAAGUCCCCGCUGUCAGCCUCGGAGAUUGGUUGCACAUUCCUAGGGUUUUCUCCAGAAAGAAUGCACAAUUCUCAUUACCAAUAGACACAAAUUCUCUUGAGACACUAACUCCGAUGAACUACGCUGCAAGAUUCGUGACGCUAAAGAAAUCUAAGCAACUGCUGUACCUAACCGUGCUAAGAAAGUUUAGAGCGCGAAAUUACAGAAUGCCUAUCAAGGAUAUUGAAGAAGGUCUUAUACUCAUGAUGGGUGGUAUCUUGACCAAGGUACAGAGUAACCAAUUUAAACUCAUAAUGAAUUGGGAAAGCUACGAGGAGGAAGACAAUAUUCCUGAUGAAAUUAAACUUACUUUAAUUGAUAGUGGGAUCAGAAAACCGAGACCAGAAGCGGGAGACACGGAAGAGUCCGACGAAAACACGAUAAAGUAUCGAACUUGGUGCGGCCUCUGCGCAAUUUGUGAGCGAAUGUAUGGACGAUUUCCUUCCCGGGAAAAGGAUCCACCAGAUGGGAUUGAGCUGAGCGACUUCUCUAUGAUAGAAAGUAAAUUAGCUGCACUAAAUGUCAACAGUGGGCUGAAAGAAAUUCUAACCAAUAUAAGAGAACGUUGA
Arctia plantaginis is the source of this 1854-nucleotide messenger RNA. NCBI's taxonomy places the organism in Eukaryota, Metazoa, Arthropoda, Insecta, Lepidoptera, Erebidae. The record is from the annotation of a GenBank genome assembly.